AUGGUGAAAUUUGGUUUUCUGGAUAGCCUGCGAAAUAUUUGGCCCUUUUCAAUACCUGAAAGCAUCAGUGACAUGAGGGAAUCAAGGGAGCUUGUUAGCAGACUUUCAGUGCCUGAGAGUACAAAGAACUUUGUGUUUGCAAUCAGAGUCCCUGAGCAUGAUUCAACUAUUUACAUACUUUCUGCUCAGAAUCUAUCUCAGAGAUCUGUCACUGAUGCCGAGUGUCUUAUACGGGAAAUCCGCCCUGAUGCAGUAGUGGCUCAACUAAACAACUCAGGAUUUGGAGAAGCUCUGGUUGAUGAGAGUGUGUUAUUAGGAGAUAGCUCAACUGAUUAUAUCCCAACGUCAGUUUUUAAAGUUGUUAAACAGUGUUUUGUAGACAAGGUUAACGAAGAACAUUACAAAAUUGUUGCAGGGAACUUGGUUUUGAGGGAGAUUUUUGGAACAAGUGUUAAAGGGCAUCUACUGGCUGCCAAAAGAAUGGCUGAGGAGGUUGGUUCAUCGUUUCUAGUACUUGAAUCUCCUUUUGUUAUGCAAGGUCUAGCUAAAUGUCUCAUACCACAAGAUUAUGGCUCUGCAUAUUUUCCAAACUCGAUAAGGUUUCUGAUAGCCAAUGAUGCACAUAUGCCUAAAUUGCUACCAUCGCAUAUCACAUCAAGAUGCCUUGCCAAUGAAGUAGUGUCCAAUGAGAUAGUACUGUCCGAUACUGAUGUGGUUCCACCAUUUGCUGAAUCAAUUUAUUGCUUACUUGUUCAUCUUCAUGACAUAUAUAAGGGUCAAAAAUGCAUUAAGAAAGCUCUAGCCAGUGCCAGAAAGAUGUUGUGUGAUGUAAACAGAGGAGAAUUCAUGGAUCCAGAGGUUAUUUCUGAUGUUUACUAUUUCCAGAUUGCAGUUGAAGGUAUAAGGAUUGGUUUGAACAAUGCUGGUCGGCUAAACCUAGGAUGGUCAAGCCGAACCCACCAAGUUCAGUUUUCGCAGCUCUCUUGUACGGACAAAGCUUAUGCACUUAUGGCAGAUCAUCUUCGUAGUCAGGCUAAAAAGUUUAAGAAGAUAGUAGCAGUAGUAGAUGCAUGUAACCUCGCAGGUCUUAGGAGACACUGGAGAACUUGUGUUCCUCAAGAAGUCAAAGAUAUGUCUGACGAUUGUGAUUCAAAGCUAAAACGACUGUUAUCUGGUAAUAAACCGGUGGGAGCAGGUGCUUUAUCACUAUCCAAGGCCAUUUCUGCUUCUCCUUUCUUCAAGAUUCUAACUUUGAAAGCCCCAGCUCCAUCGAACCUAUUCUUGACACAGAGUACUCAUAAGGCAAUGUCAUUUGCGUUUACCAAAAUGGCGUAUCCCUCCUCACAAGUAACGGCCCCGGUUUUUCCUAGUUCUAGAGCCAAAACAACGUCUUUGUUGAAAGCAUAUUUGAUCGGAGCAGUAACACAGAGUAUUAUAUUUUCUGCUGAAAAGACGAGCUUCUCUGCCAUGGGAGCUGCAUUCUCAGAGAUAAUGCGGAAAAGAGGAGAAAAACCUAUUGGCGCCUUACCGUUGGCGACGUUUGGAGCCAGUCUUGGAGCUUGUGCGGGAUUGCUCUGCUAUGAAAAGAGGAUCAAAUGUGCAGCUGUGUCUCUUCCUUCUGCUCCUUCGAUUGCAAAAUUGGGUCUAGGGAUUCAGAAGUUACGUGAGGCGUCUCUGGAAGUGAGAAGCAGAGAAAACAACAGGAUACAUAACACAAUCGAGGCUCUUAGGCAUAGGCUCAACAAGUUCACGCUUUUUCUAUGA
Molecule: messenger RNA, 1764 nt
Organism: Eutrema salsugineum
Lineage: Eukaryota; Viridiplantae; Streptophyta; Magnoliopsida; Brassicales; Brassicaceae
Exons: 1
Coding region: 1-1764 (587 amino acids)
Source: RefSeq, a predicted model, not a curated record